Messenger RNA from Periconia digitata, 958 nucleotides. Lineage: Eukaryota; Fungi; Ascomycota; Dothideomycetes; Pleosporales; Periconiaceae. The record is from the annotation of a GenBank genome assembly.
CUAAGCUGCGUGCCGUCAUACCUUUGGCUUCUCCCACGGCUAUAUUGUGUCGUACGUAGAGAGGUAUAUACAUAUAUAGCUAUGUAGAUGGAGCACCCGAGGUCAGCUACACGCCUCUUGUGCACCACCAAAGAGAGCAGUAUGUGUAUGAUGCUGGUAGCUAGGGGGUAGGGGGGCCAAGGGGUCGGCCAAUCUACAUGAUGAUGAAGCCCCCCAGGUUUCGACGAGGCCAUUACCCAAUGCCUUUGAUCUUGGUCUUGAAGAGCCGUGAUAUCUGGAUAUUCUAGUUGAUAGCAAUCUAACUACCCACCUAGCCAGACCCGUGUGCCGUCUCUUCACGAGUCGUCGUGUCCAGACGUGGCUAGGCGCGUGCUUAAGGUUCAGACCUCCCCCCACCAUCUCUCGCCCUAUGGAGCCGCUGUUGCACAGUCAAUACAGCAUUCCACUCACUCCCGUCUCAAUCCAGAGCAGACGCACCAAAGAGAGAAAGGCAGAAAGAGAGAGAGAGAUGGAGAUCAGCAGGACGGCAGGACGGCAGGACAGCAGGCCCAAAACAAUGCAGUUUCACCCCCAAACUGUCAAGUCGACCACCACCACCACCAAUGUUUCUGCCUCGCGUCCAUCCUGCACCGGGCCCUGCGAUGAUGCCAGAGGACGGGCGAUGGGUGCCUUUAGCUCGGCAAUAACGCUCUUGGAAAUCCAGACUGGCGGAAAGCCGACUGCGUAUUGACCCAACUGCCCACCACCUCCUAUCGCGCUGCCGUUCGUGGGCCUUGCUCCAGAGAGUCCAGGGUGUCGAGUGUGCCCUCGCCCUGUAGCCCGCUUCUGUGACUGACGAGCCGAAGCUGCAAUUUGCAUUCGUCCAACAACUCUGCCAAUCCAUGAUGCAUGCAUGCUGCUUGCUGCAUGGAAGCGUCUCCGUUGAAAAGGAACGCCUUGGAUCGAUCCCUCUGCUUCC